Molecule: messenger RNA, 2719 nt
Organism: Chelonia mydas (Green sea turtle)
Lineage: Eukaryota; Metazoa; Chordata; Testudines; Cheloniidae
Gene: KLHL33
Product: kelch like family member 33
Exons: 4
Coding region: 207-2486 (759 amino acids)
Molecular function (GO): protein binding
Source: RefSeq, a predicted model, not a curated record
UGGGGCAUGGGGCUUGUCCCCUCUAAGGGCCACCAACUCCCAUCUGGCCCCAGGGUGGGGACUGGCUGGCUCAGGGGGGUGGGAAAUGGUGCACAGGACCUGCCCCUCUAAGGGGCGCUGGCUCUCAUCUGGCCCCAGGGUGGGGGGCUGACUGGCUCAGGGGCCAGGGCCUUUCACAUCCUUUCCCGGCAGGCACCCCCAGGGCGAUGUGGCCAGGCGAGGGGUCGGAGCCGGCUGAGGAGCCAGGCGAGGAGGGCGACGUGCCUGAGCCGCGCUGGGAGCUGCGGAGCGAGUGCCACGCCCGGCAGUUCUUCGAGGCAGCGUUGGAGCUGCGCGGGCAGGGCCAGCUGACGGACAUGACAGUGAUAGCUGGCGCCCGGAGGUACCAGGCCCAUGGCGUGGUGCUGGCUGCCAUCAGCUCCUUCUUCUGCCAGCGGCUGGCAUGCAGGGCCACCGGGGAAGUGGACGUGAGCCCACUGGCCACACCGUGCGGCUGGGAGGCCGUGCUGGAUUUCGCCUAUACUGGGGCCUUCGCGGCCAUGCCGGGCCUGGCCGGGGAGGUGGUGGCUGCAGCUCAGGCCCUGGGUGUGCCUCGGGUGGUGGAGAUCUGCCAGAGGAUGGGGGGCGGGCUGGAGGGCAGGAGCCUAGACGAGGAGCAGUGGGAGACACUGCGGAGCAUGGAGGAGCUGUACCGAGCCGGGGUGGGCUGCGACCUGGUGCUGACCACUGAAGGAGAGACCUUCAGAGCUCACCAGGCUGCUCUGAGCUGCGGCUGCGAGUACUUCCGGGCUAUGUUCUGCAGCGGGAUGCGGGAGGCGCACCAGGGGGCCGACCCCCUGCCCACGCUCAUGGCCCCGGCCGACCUGCGCCUGCUGCUGCCCUUUGCCUACUCAGGGACAGUGGUGGGCAGCUGGGCCGAGCUGCUGGGCGCGGCUGAGACCGCCCUGCAGUACCAGGCCUCGGAGCUGCUGGCGCUGUGCCUGGAGGCCCUACAACAGACGCUGAGCCCAGCCCGCAGCCUGGAUCUGCUGGCUUUCGCCCGCGCCUACGACCUGCGCCUGCUGGGCACUGCCGCCCAGGCCUACGCCCUGGCCAACUUUGAUGGGGUGGCGCGGUGCCCUGGCUUCCCGGCUCUGCCGCUGGCCGAGUUGCUGGCCCUGCUGGGCUCAGACGAGCUCUACGUGGCCAGCGAGGUGGACACCUUUGAAGCUGCCCUGCGCUGGCUGGACGCCGACCGCACCCGCCGCCUGCCCCACGCCGAGGCUGUCCUGGCCCGAGUCCGCUUCUACCUGAUGGGCACGCGGGAGCUGCGCCGGGUGCGGGCCGCGGACCUGCUGGCGCCGCCGGGCCGGCUCUACCAGCUGCUGGUGGCAGCAGUGGCGGACGAGGGGCCCUGCCGUGUGCGCACCCCGGCUGGGGCCCUGGUGAUCUGCGGGGGUGACGGGCUGGCGCCCAGCCUAGCCACCCGCCGCCCCGUCCGGGAGCUGUUCUUUGCCCACCGGUUCCACAGUGGUGUGGGGCUGGUCAAGCAGGUGGAGUGGAGGCGGCUAGGUCAGUUCCCGGACGGGCCACGGUUCCGCCACGCUGCCGCUGUGCUGGACAACGCGCUCUACGUGCUGGGCGGGAAGCACUACUACGGGGUGCGGGACACACUGGCCACGGCCUUCCGGUACGAUCCCGCGCAGGAUUCCUGGCAGCGCCUGGCUGACAUGCCCAGCGCCCGUAGCUCCUUCCCAGCUGUGGGAGUGGCCGGGCGGAUUUACGCCCUGGGGGGCAGCUCUGAGGACACCUACUGCACGGAUGGGGUGCAGUGCUACGACCCCCCUGCCGACACCUGGAGGCCGUGCUCCCCCCUGCCCGCCCCGCUUUGCGGCCACGCCGCCUGCACCUUGGACGGCGCCAUCUACGUCUCGGGAGGCUGUGACGACUCCAAUGAGGGCCGGGCCUGGCUGCUGCGGCUGGGCCCGGGGGGCCCCCCAGCCCAGCUGGCCCCCAUGCUGGAGGAACGGGCCGGCCACAUCAUGGAGGCGCUGGGGGGGCGACUCUACGUGGCUGGGGGCUUGCGCUGGCACGAUGGGGGCUACACCGACCAGCUGGCCUGCGAGGUCUACAGCCCCAGUACGGACGCCUGGGUCCGGCUGAGCCCGCUGCCCCAGGCCCACGUGGGGGGCGCCUCGGCCGUCCUGCAGGGGGAGCUGUAUGUGCUGGGGGGCUACAGCCAGGAGACCUACCGGGACAACCACCUGGUGCACGCCUACCAGCCGGGACGGGGGCGCUGGGUUACGCUGGGCACCCUGCCCCAGGCCUGCGCUGACCUGCGGGCCUGCGUCCUGCUGCUGCCGCCUGCCCUGCGGGGGGACUCGGCCUGCCUGGUGCCCCGCCACGGGACCGGGCAGCCCCUGGCACCUCCGCACGGGGUGGGGACCCUGCCCCCCACCGAACAGGGGACCCCUCUGAGUCCCCCAUGGGACAGGGUCCCCCUCUAACUUCCCCCGAUAUCCCCAUGGGACGGGGCCCCCUCUGACCCCCCACAGAACAGGAGACCCCUCUGACCCCCCUAUGCAACAGGUCAGCCCCCAACACCCCUCAGCGGUAUAGGGGAGCCCGAUUUCUCCACAGGGGGUGGGGGAGCCUCUCUGACAAGGACCCGACACCUCUCCCUGGGACCCUCCCUCGGACACCCCCCGGGGCCCCCUGAGGAGGGAGGAGGCCAGGCGGU